CCCGUCCUGAUUACCCUGUCAAAAUUGCCAAAAUUACCCCUCUGGUUUGGAAUCACUGAUAGCAAUUAAUUUCUGUCCGAAUAGAUAAAUAAAGAAUGGAUGAAAUAUUGAGUUGCUCUUCUUGUAAAACAAGAUUCGAAACAACUGGACUGAGGGAACCUCGAAUGCUUCGAUGCCAGCACACCUUUUGCAAAGUUUGCACUUUCGAGCAAGUAGGACCAGAUGGAACGUAUUGUCCUGCUUGUAAUGACACUGACUAUUCCCAGACAUCUUAUGAUCACGAUGCAAUUCAAGUUAAUUACACAAUUAUCCGUUUGCUCAAUGUUCAGGAAAAAGAUCAGAAAAAGGGGUGGAUUCCGUGGCUGAUCUCGUUGACCUACAAUUUCGUAAAGGUUUACCUCAUCACCGUCUGGUUUUGUGCAUGGACUACGUUGGUGAACACCCCCACAGCCGACCUUCGUCUCAGAUACGAAUCUAAAUUGGACUUCGUUUUGGUUAUAACAAUAAAGCCUCUUGCCUAUUUCUUGGGAAUAGAAUUGCCGCUAGGGGAGAGAUUUUGACAUUUUUAUAUCUUGGCUCAUCGCGGUUCACUAUAACAAAGGGCGAAAUACAUUCCUAGUUCUCGUAUGUUGGUUGCUUACUUUGACCGCUAUAAAUAAUUUGAUUGGGCUAGUUUCUCGAUUUAUUUUCGAACUUUGACUCAACCUUUUCCGAAGGUAGGAAUGCUUCCUAGUCUAACGGAUAAGAGGUAAAAUCAUGCACUUUUGGAUGCAAGCAUGAAACUUGGCACACAUGUACAGUAGCAUAUAAAAUUGCUUAUGCUUUAUAUCGAUAUUUACCAAGUCGGGGUCAACCCGAUGCCACUGUAGGGAAUAUUAGUAAUUAUAACAGUAACCAUGAAAAUGAUGAAUCUAAUAAAUCCCAACUGGUCAAAAAGAAUUUUCUAAUCCGGAAAAAUCGCUGUAAAUUAUAACACGUUGUUACUAAUUGGGCCAAAACCUACAUUGAACCAAAGACUGAAUUAUCGUUUAUGCAACAUGUCACAAGAUGUAAUGGUCGUGUCGAUCUUCUCUAUC
This is a messenger RNA of Styela clava, 1076 nucleotides long. RefSeq lists its product as uncharacterized. NCBI's taxonomy places the organism in Eukaryota, Metazoa, Chordata, Ascidiacea, Stolidobranchia, Styelidae. Gene Ontology annotation, molecular function: metal ion binding. The record is from RefSeq and is a predicted model, not a curated record.